CUUAGUUGUAUAGUUCUUCCUCUCUCUUCGGAUAUAUCCUCUUCAGGAAGCUUGUACAGCAACUCUCUUCUCUCUAAUGGACGCUCCCUUGCUUUUCCUAUCAUAAUUGCCCAUCUUGACCGUUCCCUCUGUGGAAUCCAUAGCCUGCUCUCGUCUACCCAUUUCCCUGCCAGUUCUGGCUGUCCUGGACCCUCCCUCCUAUCCCCACCUCGAUGCGUCAGUGAAUGCGCACUGCCAGGCACUGCUCUCUUGAUGCAAUUUCUUUCCCUUGCCAGUCCAGUGAAGAGAUAAUUUUCUUCUCUCUGUCUUUGUGGCUUUUCUCUUGUUUCCUCUCUCACACUCUCUCCUGUCUCUCACUCCUACUGCUGUUCUUCUUCAUAUUCCCACGUCUAUAUCACUUCAGAUAUCUCUACUCUAGUAUCCUAUACCCUCUCUUCUUCUCUUUGCUUUCUUCGUUUUCACUCUCCCAAGCUGAGGGCAAGAUGGCUUCUCCUAUCCGUCCUCAGUUCUUCUGUUCCCGUCCUAAUGGCACCUUGACUCCCAUGAUCGCGCUCGACGAGCUUCCCGCGCACGUCACCAUUCGCGGUGUCCCUCGUGUCCUGUCUCCUAGUGAGACUCAGGGAAUGACGAGCCUGGGAACUGUCAGUCCGAGAGCUCAGUUCUACGUGGUCGAUGGCGUCUCGCCUGGCACCUCGCGUGCGUCCAACGGCCACCAGUCCGCUCAGCACGUCCCUAGGGACGUUGAGCUGCAGAACUCUCUCUUGAAGGUUGUGACCGAUGACACUAUACCGGCUAGUCAGCGUCUAGCUUUGCACGCUCUUAUCCAGCAGGGUCUUUCCCAGAAUUGGGUUAUGUCGAAUCCUGCUGCUGGUGCUUGGUUGGCUUCUCAUACUGGAAGACAGGGUCCUCACUAUAAUACGAAGAAAGAAUUCUGUUCUUACUGGAUCCGUCACGGUGAAUGUGACUAUCAGCAGCAAGGCUGCCUAUACAAACAUGAAAUGCCCACUGACCCAGCCAUGCUGGAGAAACUUGGCCUUCGUGAUAUUCCUCGUUGGUAUCGUGAGAAGUAUGGUCUUCCUAGCCUGCUCCCGGCCGGACACCAGAGCUCUCGCGCCCAUUCCGCCCACGGUCAGCACUGGAAAGACUCGGAUGUGCCUAGUCGUGGGGCCUUCAAGGCUAUCCAGUAUCCGUCUCGUUCGGGGGUACACGAACCAGUGAGUUCUGCUUCUGCUGCUGCCCGUGGAACCGACCUGGCUUUGAAGCAGGAGCCCGUCGGCGAAUAUCCUCAGGCUGAGCAUCAACCCGCCAUCAAUACCACCCAGGCGCAGACUCGUCCCUCUUAUGGCACUGCAAAUUUUCCAAAGGUUUACCCUUCUCACAAGCAGGCCACGAAACAAGUUCCCAGCCAGCAGAACGGCCCCACCAAAAAGAUCGACCUUCUGUCGUUUGAUCCCCUGCAUGAUUACCCUAACCUAGAUCCCAUCGGCGGGGAAUCGACCUACUCUACUGCCCCAGCCACUGCCGCAGAAGAAGCAGAUAGGGCUCACCGUGAAGGCCUGGUACGCAGUCUUCAGUCUCUCGUGCCAUCUCCUGUUUCUGGAACUCCGGAUCUUCUUCCGAGUCCCCUUGAUUCGACCUCCUGCCAGAUCCGCAACAAGAGACAGCAGCAGCCGCAGCAACCCCGGUCUCGCCGUCUCUAUCAGCCUCGCUCACCAGCCAUCCCCGAACCCUUGGACCAGAAUGCAAUCGACGUCGCAUCUUUCAAGAACAGACACAGCAGCGUCGCUACCUUGUCCAGUCCCGCUUCCAUUAUAUCCAAGAGUAGCACCCAGAUGACUAGCCCCCUGGCUGGCCCUGUCCUCGGCAACGGUGACGUGCACUCUGAUCCCCCCACGCGCAUGGCGACCCCCUCUAUCCAUUCCCAGUCAUCCAGCUCUUCUGGAUCGGUGAAAAAGGCCUCUUCUGGCUUUCCCCGUACUCUUGGAAAUAGGGCCCGGCCUAAUUCCAUCGGUACUACCAGAAAGGGUAACCGGAAGAGGUCCGCUGAACCCCUUCACGGUGAAUUGAUCAACCUGGGUGCUGCUGGCCGUGGCAAGUAA
Monascus purpureus is the source of this 2099-nucleotide messenger RNA. The record is from the annotation of a GenBank genome assembly. NCBI's taxonomy places the organism in Eukaryota, Fungi, Ascomycota, Eurotiomycetes, Eurotiales, Aspergillaceae.